Hemiscyllium ocellatum (epaulette shark) is the source of this 1938-nucleotide messenger RNA. It is a transcript of the gene il34, whose product is annotated as interleukin 34. Gene Ontology annotation, biological process: positive regulation of monocyte differentiation; positive regulation of macrophage differentiation; positive regulation of cell population proliferation. The coding region runs from base 228 to 884 and encodes 218 amino acids. The record is from RefSeq and is a predicted model, not a curated record. NCBI's taxonomy places the organism in Eukaryota, Metazoa, Chordata, Chondrichthyes, Orectolobiformes, Hemiscylliidae. The transcript is spliced from 8 exons. Gene Ontology annotation, molecular function: cytokine activity; macrophage colony-stimulating factor receptor binding.
GUGACGGCUCCAGGAGCAAGAGCGCUGUCCAGUAAUCUCUGCAGCUUAAAACAGCUUGCAAAGUCAUGCAGGCACGCUGUGCACCGGAGUUGCAAAAUUGAAGUCUGGUAAACAUUCUUUUUCAAAGUCAACAAGUUAUUUGAACGAAAGAAUAAGGACAGCAUCGUUGGAUGGAGCACUUUUUUGAAAUGGUUCGCAACCUGAUUAGAUGGAGAAGGUUGGAAUGAAUGAUUGUCAUCACCUCAAUCAAUGUCGUAACGAACCCAGCCAUUGGGAGCUGCACUUACAACACCAAAAAUGCUGAGGCACUCCAACAGAGUUAUCUGUUCAGGGCAGCUUUGAGGAUUAAAGAGAAAAUAUUCCUUCUCCAUGAAGAAAGAGAUUUCAGUCUGCUUGGAGUUCUUGCUGUUGUGUACUCACAGUGUGUCCAUUUGUUGGAGUUAAAUAGUGAACUACAGUAUGGUCUGCGGGUCAGAUAUUUGAAGGAUUACUUUCCAGUUAACUAUGCUGUGAAAGUUCACUAUGAAGAUAUUUAUAGAACAAUAAAUGUUACACGCAUGCAAAAAAGAAGUUUCACUGAAAAGGACCUGAAAUUGUUAUGGGUUUAUAUCAAUUCUCAAGUCCUAGAGACAGUCCUUGAAGUCCUCCCAAAAAGGCACCCAUCCAGAGCUUACGUGGAGGGCAUCUCCACUUUGUUUACUUAUUUGAGGAUGGAUAUGGAAGAAAUGAUUGAUGAUAUUGAAGAUGAGCGAGUGGAGGAAAUACUAUACCGUAUAAGUGACAUGGAUGAGCAAACUAAGAACAAGUCCAUUAGGCCCAAGGCUUUAUUUGAUAACUGUUAUCGGGUCAUGAAGCAACUCUUCCACUGUAACUGGAGAACUUGAUCACCAGUGUAUUCAUGGUGAAUGAUUUUAUCAUCAUUGCCUGUCGCUAACAACAAUACCCACUUCUCCACCUCCUUGUGACUGGAAGCAUCUGGAACAGUAUCACCCAUUCUCAUCCAGCUCCUCUGCGUUGAGAUGUAGAAUGCACUUGCCACUGAUUGGAGGAUUAGAAUGGACCUCACUGAAGAUACCUGCAGACAAUGGCCACUGGCUUGCUAUUUAUUCACUUCUCUCUGCCAUGACUGUGCGUGUUGUAAUUGACUUCAGUGAAGCCUUUUUUCCUGUUUUGUCCCCACCCCAUUCUGUUUACUCCCAUUCCUGCACCCAUUUACGGGCUUUCUGUUUGACUGAGAGUUCAAUCUGGAUAGUGUCCAUGAUAAUGUCUUUCCAUAACCCAGGAACAUUGAGCUGGAAAUCUUCGACUCUGCACCAUAACCACCUCCCCCACACCAUAUCCAAACCCAACCAAAUAUCCAUUAUUAACCAGAACAAAAAAAAAUCUGGCUGCAUAUUGUGGCUGAAAUCUUUACAGUGCACAAUGUAAGGAAGAAAGUAAUGAGGAUGUGAAAUGCAUCUGUCUCCAAGAGGGGAUAAUGUUGAAAACUUGGAUCAGACAAGUGCAAGACUGGAAGCAGCUCUUUAUUAAAAAGGACCCUCCUGCCCAAUCAUUUAUUGGGAGAGAAGCUACAACAUGGAGGAAACAGUCAAUCACUUGAAGUAACUAUCUCUAAGGAAUAGGAACAAAACCAAAUCAGACAAUGCAUUGAAGUUAUUUUUAUUAUUCAUUCUUCAGCACUGAUCUCUAUUAUACCUCCACCCCUCCCAACUGCCUCCAACAAGUUUAAACACAUAACCAGGAAAUUCCAUGGAAAUAGUUUAAUCUUAUGGUGAUAAGGAUAUCAAAUUUGUAUCACUCCUCUCUCAUUACCACUUCUACCAUAAAGGUUUUGCCUUCGGCAUCAGAGACCAGGAAAUAAUAUGUGCAUGUUUAAUUGACCUAAAAAGAUUUCAUUAAUUAUUCUUCUUCCUACUUGUAUAGGGUGGUCAGGCAAAA